UCAUACGGACUGUAUUAGCGUCCACGAGAUUAGCUGAUCACUCUCAGCCGUCGUUUUCACCGUCGGAACAAGCUGUUGAAUUGACCCACCCGGGUAUAGGGUUAAUACGGCAACCGACGAGCCCAAGUAGGCCUACCCACUCUCCGAACCCAUGGUCCAACAUGUCUAAACAAAACGUGCCAUUUUUCCUGGCCAUAUUUUCCUUGGUAAUAAUCAGUUGGAACUGCUUUAUUAAUUUGUACUUUACGCGCCAAAAUAUCCGAUGUUUAAGGCUGGCCAACAACAUAGACAACGCUUAUGCCAAUCUCCGAGACAACAUUAAACUAAAAACGGCAGCCAAGUAUAAGCUACAGCAGGACAUCGAUGAUACGAAGACCAGCCAGCUGGCAACUCAACUGGCCAGUAGGGCAGCCACGUUGGAAAGGUUCCGCCAGCUUUACAAGGAAAACUUGAAUCUUGAAAUUCAAUUGAAAGAGGAGCUGGAGAAGAAAGCUGAGGGGCAGGUGGAAUACGGAAAGAAGCUGAAACAAUUUGUCAUCCAGCUUCUCAAGGAUAGGGGUAAUUUACGUGAGGAAAUUGCAAGUGUGAAGACAAAAUUGCAAGGCAUCAAAGAUAUGACUGGAUGACGGAGAACAAAACGAAGCAAGCUGAUUCCCGAGUUUUACAUCGAGCCUCACACGGACAUGAUGUAUCAGCAAAAUAGCAAGUUAAUCGGAAAUCAGCGAUGAACCUCAUUAGUUUUAUGUUCAUCUUGAGACAAGAUUCUUCUUCUUUAGGAGUUUCUUAAGAUUAUUCUUAAAGUAGAACUUCGAUCCAAAACGAUGAACAUCCUCUUUUUAGACGUCUAGGCGAGCGAGGGCGCCCUACUGGAAAGACAUUAUGUGCAAAAAGUCCUAUUUGGCCAUGGCAGUAUUCUAUUCUUCCAUGUACCGCAAGGUUUUCACUGCAUUGCUUCACAGGUUCACCCUCAGGAAAUUCGAUCUAGUGCAAAUUAAAAAUAUUGCUCUAAUACACAGUGGUGUAAGGCCUCACAGUUUUUCCCAAAAACUAUACGUGCACAUUUACUUGCUAAGCAAAACUUGGGUCACUCUGGUACAAGCACACACUUUAAACUUCAUGGAAUUUUCGGCUGGUUACCUGUUUCUAUCACAAUAUUUCUGGCAUAGCAAGUUUGUGUGAUUACAUGUUUUAUGAAAUUGGGCCCAGUUUGCAAUGUGCGUUGAAAACACUGAUGUUGCUUGAUCUCUAUUCAUUUGUUUUGCCGCACUGCACCUGCAAAAACGCACUUAGCAGAAAACUAUGUGGGGACAUGUACUGUGGGCUCAAGUCUCUUGAUGGUAGGAGCGUGGAGGUGUAGGAGAUAGAAAGAAAUAAUUGCUCAGGUUUGCUGAAGGGCUUUCCAGUUCAGAUCGUACAAAUGGUCCCUUCCCUCCUCUGUACUGGGGCCCAAUUUCAUAGAGCUGUCGAGCAGAUUAUUUGUAUAGACUUUUGCUCAUGUUGUCCGAUUCUCUUGGCAGUAGUUUCAGUUGGUAAAUUUGAAUGGUAUCAAUAAAUACUAUCACUUUCCUUUCUUAACCAUACGGUUCAGAGAUAUCUUGGUUUUGUUUAUGGCCAACUUGGAUUAAGGGUCUGACCAUCUGCUUUCUCGACCACUAACGGAUAGGCUACUUUUAGGGAAUAUCUUCCUCCUGGAUGAAGGAGGGGUUCAGUAAAAACAUUUUGAUUAUAUUAAAGAUUGAUGUUAUGAGAAAGAACUGCAACGACACACUCGUUUUUUAAAAUAAUACUUCAAAGGAUUUACAAAUCCCCUUUAAUUAAUGACCGUGUACACAUCUGAUGAAACUCUCUAAACUGCCGCGUUUGCUUUGUUUUAAUUGACUUUGAAUAGUAGGUUUAGGCCUAGCCCAUCUUGUUGGGUUGGGAUGUUAACUCUUCACAUCGGUCUUGUCAUUUUGCAUGUUAUGAUCCUUACUCUAUGAUCAAAGAGAGCCAUAACAUCCCAACAACUUGGGGACGGUUAAAGGAACAUUACAAACAUUAUUUUUUGCUAACAAAACAGUAGCUGGCAAUGUUAGCACUUUAACCCACCAGUACAUAAACUGAAAAAUCUGUAGAAGUUUGUGAUCGAUCGGCCAUCUGGGUCCAGAGAAAAUAGUGAAAGACAGAUUACACAUUUUGAAUGACACCCUUUACACAAAAAUGAAUAAAACGCUCACUGCGCGAUCAACUCCAAACGGGAAACUUCAGACAGAAAUAUUUCAAGGUAUGUUUUCUACUAUCAUCAUUUAGACCGUGUACCUCAACUUUUAUGUUAAUCUGAGAUCUUAGACAAGGUUUUUUCUUACCAAUUCUGUAAUGUUACUUUAUGGCCCAAGUACGCCUAAAUCCCAACAAACACGGCUGAAUGUACAACACUGGUUGUAGUUGCACGGUUUCCCAAACGGUGAUAUAUUUGGUUGACAUUUUGAAAUGAUACAAUAAAUUUUGAAAUGGAAUAUAUACAUUUUUGGAUGACACCCUGUUUUUGCCGUUUCUAUAAUUAGUUAAAAAUUUCACACCUAUCAAACAAACAAUCAGUGCAAACAUUUUGUAUAUUGCUGCAUCUUAUACUAAGUUAAUGCUGAUAAAAUACCUAGACCCACUUUUAUGGCUUUGGUUUCACUCACUGGCACAAUAUUUUUUUGUACAUUUAGUAUUAAGAAGAAUAUGCUACUUUUCAGCUUGAGAUCGAACAAGCAAAUAAUUACUGCCGAACAAUUAAUAAUAAUAUAUGCAUGGCAUGCCAAUCUGAAUAUAAUGACUAUUAAUGAUUUCUUAUAUGAAAACAAAGGUUUGGGUCCCAAAACCCACUUCUGGAUAUUAUACAUAGUAUUAACAAAAAAUAGUUGCAAUGCAUGUGCACAUGGUCUGUCAAACAUCAAUCAAGAUGACAUUAACAAAAGUUAUUUUAAUAUAAUUACAAAUUUGUCUCGAGUCUUCGACAUUAAAAACCCCAUUAUUUUGGGAUAUUAAACACUCUGUUUUAAAUCUAUGUGCUGAUAGUUUCUAUUUAUUUCUACACUUCAGCUGUUGAAAACUUUAAUUUUAUGAGGGCAUUGUAUUAAAAGAUAGAUUAUAUGAUUAAGAAUUACCCUGAUUAAAAACUACUGAUUUUUUAAAUAUUGUAUACUGGGAAUGAUAACUGUAUUCAGGCAUGCAACUGUAACUUCACCCCAAAAGAGAAAAUUAC
Molecule: messenger RNA, 3229 nt
Organism: Asterias rubens (European starfish)
Lineage: Eukaryota; Metazoa; Echinodermata; Asteroidea; Forcipulatida; Asteriidae
Exons: 2
Coding region: 162-626 (154 amino acids)
Source: RefSeq, a predicted model, not a curated record